CGCUGACCAGAAGCACGGGCUCAUUUCAGAACAAAGUCGGUAUCAUCAUGGUGCUAACAAGAAAUUUCCUCAUUUUAUCCCUCGCGAUUCUAUGUUUUACGCCUGUAGUCCAGGGCUUUGUAGAGGGACUAUAUUGUGGGACAGAGAACUGCUAUGAUGUCCUUGGAGUAACUAGAGAAUCAAAUAAAAAUGAAAUCUCAAGGGCUUACAGAUCGCUUGCCCGUAAAUUCCAUCCAGAUCGGUACAAGGGAGAUGACAAAGAAAAUGCUAUAAAGAAAUUUCAACUCAUUGCCACUGCUUAUGAGACUCUCAAAGACCCAGAGCAGCGCAAUGACUAUGACUACAUGUUGGACCAUCCAGAGGAGACUUAUCGGCAUUACUACCAUUAUUAUAGACAUCGUAUGGCACCCAAAGUGGAUGUCCGAAUUGUCGUGGCUGUUAGCAUCACUAUUGUGUCAAUACUACAGUACCUUCAUGGCUGGUCACGCUAUAAUGAGGCUGUUCAAUAUGCACUUUCUGUUCCAAAGUACAGAAAUAAGGCAAUACAGAAAGCACAUGAAGAUGGUUUACUGAAUGGUCUCAGGAAGAGAGGAAAGCGCUCCAAGGAAGAAAUGAAGGAAGAGGAAGAGUCUAUUUUACGCAGUGUUGUAGAAAGCUCUUUAGAGAUAAGAGGGGGGCAUUGCAAGCCAAGUAUAAUGGAUGUACUCUGGAUUAGGAUUGUAUUAUUUCCCUACACAUUGGUGAUGUAUAUUACUUGGCUGGUGCGCUGGUACUGGAAAUUCACUAUCAAGGGUGAGGAGUAUGGAGACGAGGAGAAAAUUUACAUUAUGAGGAAAAACAUGGGAAUCUCCAGCACACAGUGGGAGGCUUUAGAAGAAUCACAAGUGGAAUACUUCUUCAAGCGGGAGCUUUGGGUACAACAUAAUUUCGAGGAAUACAAAGAAGAGCAAGAAGAAGAAAUGAGACAAAAACUCGCACAGAACAAUAAGUACAAAGCAUACAGGCGCUACAUGAAGAAGGGAGGCCCUGGCCAGAUGACUUUCAUGGAGGAUGAGUAGACUUUAGGUAGAAUACACAAUAUUGACAUAAAUUAACUAUAUUAUGCAGCAGCUCUUUUAAGUUGAAGAGUUCAAGAUCCACCGUAUUAGUAAGGAUCCAGGGGAAGAGAUCUAAUGACCCCCCUCCCCCCCUAGAAUUAGAUGAACUCUACAAAUUCGCCUCUGCUCAUGUUUGAUAUAUUGGUUCCCCCCAACCCUUCGAGAUAUACUGGAUCCGUGCCCCCAUCUCCCCCCCCCCCUCCCCACCCCCCUUCCCAAACCUUUAAAGCCUUAAAAUAUUAAGCCUUGCUUUAUUUUCCUAGUGGGGUUAAAUAAUCAGGAAGAACAAUAUUUUUGCUGUACAACGACUUAAGAUUUAUAACCACGAAGUGGAGUUGAAAUGCGGAUAGCGGUUUGAUGUCUAUUUAUAUUGAAAACGCUUUAUUUUAAGUAUGGAAGACAAAGAGUACGGUAGAACUUUGAUUGUUACAAUAAUACCAGCCACUCUCUAUUUUUAUUACUAAGUAAUAUGUCAUAUCUCUCUAUUACGGAUACCAUUGGACUGUGAUUUAUUGUCCGAUAAACAGUCAACUCUGUCCGGUAUCGUGAAAGUCCACUUUCUGUCAUGAAAGUGGUACGUAAUAGCGGGCUGUCUGUUAGAGGGGUAUCAGCAAGGCGAGUGUUGACUACAGUGAUACGUAAUAGCGGGCUGUCUGUUAGAGGGGUAUCAGUAAGGCGAGUGUUGACUACAGUGAUACGUAAUAGCGGGCUGUCUGUAAGAGGCGUAUCAGUAAGGCGAGUGUUGACAGCAGUGGGAAUUAUUAUUGAAGCUGAAUAUUUCUAUUAAUAAAAAUGUGUGCGCGAAAA
Nematostella vectensis (starlet sea anemone) is the source of this 1904-nucleotide messenger RNA. Its product is annotated as dnaJ homolog subfamily C member 25. The transcript is spliced from 14 exons. Gene Ontology annotation, biological process: protein folding. The record is from RefSeq and is a predicted model, not a curated record. Gene Ontology annotation, cellular component: endoplasmic reticulum membrane. The coding region runs from base 48 to 1058 and encodes 336 amino acids. Lineage: Eukaryota; Metazoa; Cnidaria; Anthozoa; Actiniaria; Edwardsiidae.